Molecule: messenger RNA, 1062 nt
Organism: Aspergillus calidoustus
Lineage: Eukaryota; Fungi; Ascomycota; Eurotiomycetes; Eurotiales; Aspergillaceae
Source: the annotation of a GenBank genome assembly
AUGGUUGAGGAUGCUGGCUUUGCUUCUGAUUUUUUCUUGUCCGAUUCGACCUUGAGUGAUGUACCGAGUGACCUUGAUUCCCUCCCGGAUAGCCCUACUCCAUCUCGACGCAAGCCCGCCGUUGCAGCUGACAGGCCUGAUGGCACCAUUGAGAAUUCUGAUGAAGCUGUCAACUUUGAACCCCUACGUUGUGUCACUCCUCCAAGGGAACGAAUCCCGCCCGAAUUCGACUCUCCGUCAAAGCAUACUCUCGUUGUGAACCGCAAAAAGCCACGCACAAAACUGUCAAAGAUAUCACCCUAUUUCCCAGGCCCUCUAGUUCACGCAGACUCAUGCCUACCAUUUCCCCCAAUUGACGCCCCAGCUUUCGGGCUGAUUCAAGAACAACUCGCGCACGACCCGUUCCGUCUGCUGCUUGCAACCAUCUUCCUCAAUCGAACCCGGGGAGGAGUUGCUCUACCAGUUCUGUUCCGGGUUUUUGAUCACUACCCCACGAUUGAGGCCAUGGCUACAGCGGAACCGUCGACCUUGACUUCCAUGAUCAACUGCUUAGGUUUCCAGAAUCAACGUGCAAAAAAAUGCAUCACUCUAGCACAAACAUGGCUCGACUCUCCCCCAUGUCGCGGAAAACGAUACCGGAAGCUCAACUACCCACAAAAACUCGAUGGUCGAGACGUCAAGCCAAGGGAAUGCAUCGAUGACAAUGAUACCCGCGUGGCUUGGGAAAUUGCACAUCUCCCUGGAGUCGGCGCCUAUGCAUUGGAUAGUUGGCGAAUUUUCUGUCGUGACGAGCUACGAGGUCUAGCAAAGGAUUGGCAAGGGAACGGGGCUGCAACAGCUGACUUUGUUCCUGAGUGGAAGUCCGUGUUGCCUCAGGAUAAGGAGCUGCGCGCUUAUUUGACAUGGAUGUGGCUGAAGGAAGGCUGGGUUUGGGAUCGGGAGACGGGGAAGACAACUAGAGCUGGUGACAAGGUUAUGCGGGCUGCUCGGCGUGGAGGGACCGCUCAUAUGGAGGAAGGUAACUGGACUCUGGAGAUGUCGCCAGCGAAGCAAGUUAAGUAG